This is a messenger RNA of Colletotrichum aenigma, 519 nucleotides long. It is a transcript of the gene rpl-11, whose product is annotated as 60S ribosomal protein L11. Bases 1 to 519 code for a protein of 172 amino acids. Gene Ontology annotation, molecular function: structural constituent of ribosome; RNA binding. The transcript has 4 exons. Lineage: Eukaryota; Fungi; Ascomycota; Sordariomycetes; Glomerellales; Glomerellaceae. Gene Ontology annotation, cellular component: ribosome; cytosolic large ribosomal subunit. Gene Ontology annotation, biological process: translation. The record is from RefSeq and is a predicted model, not a curated record.
AUGUCCGAGAAGGCCCAGAACCCCAUGCGCGAGCUGCACAUCCGCAAGCUCGUGCUCAACAUUUCCGUCGGCGAGUCUGGUGACAGACUUACCCGUGCCGCCAAGGUUUUGGAGCAGCUUUCCGGUCAGACUCCUGUGUACAGCAAGGCCCGUUACACCGUCCGUACCUUCGGUAUCCGCCGUAACGAAAAGAUUGCUGUUCACGUCACCGUCCGUGGCCCCAAGGCUGAGGAGAUUCUUGAGCGUGGCCUCAAGGUCAAGGAGUACGAGCUGCGCAAGCGCAACUUCUCCGAGACUGGCAACUUCGGCUUCGGUAUCAGCGAGCACAUCGAUCUUGGUAUCAAGUACGACCCCUCCAUCGGUAUCUACGGCAUGGACUUCUACGUCUGCAUGACCCGCAAGGGUGAGCGCGUCGCCACCCGCCGCCGCUGCAAGGGCCGCAUCGGCUCUGGCCACAAGAUCAAGCGCGAGGAGACCGUCAAGUGGUUCAAGCAGCGCUUCGACGGCAUUGUCCGAUAA